This is a messenger RNA of Nerophis lumbriciformis (worm pipefish), 1449 nucleotides long. Lineage: Eukaryota; Metazoa; Chordata; Actinopteri; Syngnathiformes; Syngnathidae. The record is from RefSeq and is a predicted model, not a curated record.
AUGCCGGGCAUAAGCUCCUCCACGGCACCCCGUUAUGACAGCUGGGACAUGGACUACCUGGACACUUACCAACACUACUUCUAUGAUGACCACCACAACCCGGACGAGGACUUUUUCAAAUCCACAGCACCCAGUGAGGACAUAUGGAAGAAAUUUGAACUGGUACCCACCCCGCCAAUGUCCCCCAUCCGUGCGGUGGAGGGGUCGGGCAAGUUUGGACUGAUGUGCCCCUCACUCGGAGACAAGUUGGAGUGGGUAUCACAGUUUUUGGGCCAGGAGGAUGAACAACAACAACAACAACAACAACAGCAACAACAACAACAUCAGCAACAGCAAGACAUCCUUUGCAAAGUGACCCCAGCCGCGGACUCUGUUGGGAACUUGAGCUCUAUCAUCAUCCAAGACUGCAUGUGGAGCGGGUUCUCUGCCGGUCGGCAGCUUGAGAGAGUGGUCGGGGAGCGCUGUCACCCCUGCCAAGUCAAGGGGGGCUCAGCUACUACCAAAGUGGUCACUGGAACAUCCCCUGGGAGAGUUCAAGGUGUACCCGCAGAUGUUCUGCCUCUCGGUUGUUUGGUAGCGGAUUGCGUGGACCCGGCUGCUGUGCUCACCUUUCCCUUGGGCGGAGGCUGCAAGAAGCAAAUAUCCUCUGGGUCCGAGUCACACACUAACUCUUCAGAUGAUGAUGACCAAGACGAGGAUGAGGAGGAGAUCGAUGUGGUGACUGUAGAGCACAAACAACAACGCAAACCACGGCGGUUGGUCAAAAGCCGCAAACCUGCGACCAUCACUGUUCGAGCGGACCCUUUGGACCCCUGCAUGAAACGGUUCCACAUCUCCAUCCAUCAGCAACAGCACAACUACGCCGCCCCGUCACCAGAUACUAUUUCGCCGGUGGAACCUCCACCGCCCCGCAAGCGGCACCGGCACGAGGUGGCCGCCCCAGCGCAACACCCUCAUUACCACCAACCCCGGCUCGGCCACACCCCCUCGAACUUUGACAGUAGGCGGUCUCAUACGACUGCCACCAGGGCACGUUCGGAGUCACCCCACCUGGGCUCCUCCUCUCCCGCAUCACCCCCUUGCUCCUCAUCGUCGUCCUCGCCGCCCCACUCACGGUCCCCGCCGCCACCCCUUUCCAGUCCCCAGUCCUCGGACUGCGAAGACACUGACCGACGCAAGGCCCACAACUUCCUGGAGCGCAAGAGGCGCAACGACCUUCGCUCGCGCUUUCUGUCGUUGCGAGACGAGAUCCCCGGCUUGGCCGACUGCGCCAAGACACCCAAGGUGGCCAUCCUGACGCGGGCCACCGAGUACCUGCGGCAGCUGCACGCAGGAGAGCGGCAGAAGGCUCAGGAGAGGAAGCAGCUGAAAGCCAAGCAGGCGCAACUGUUGCAGAGGCUGGCACAGCUGAAGCGGGCAUCCACGCUCCCAGAACUGAAAAUGAAAUGA